CGAGCACAGGCUCCGGUCUCUUUUGCUCCCUGUGACAGCAAAGCCUCACGCUGGAAACCACACGCUGGGGCUCACCGAGUGGCCUCUGAUCUCUCUCUCUCCUUUUUACCCCCUUGCCUCUCUUUUUGUCCUCUCGUUUUUCCAAGGAAGAGGCAUUUUGGCCGACAGCGUCUUGGACAGCUCUGGAACACCAUUUCUCCGAGGAGGCAAGCUUUUGGCUGUAAUAUUUCAUUGCGGUCAUGGCCCCUAAGAAGAAGAAUGUGAAGAAGAACAAAGCAGAUAUCAAUGAAAUGACUAUCAUUGUGGAAGAUGGCCCCCUCAGUAAACUCAAUGGCUUGAAUGGACUCUUAGAUGGAGGCAAUGGUUUCAGCUGCAUCUCAUCUGAAGUUUCUGACCCAUCGUAUAGCCCAAAUCUCUUGGAAGGUCUAAGCAGAAUGAGACAAGACAAUUUUCUUUGCGAUUUGACUAUCAGUACCAAAACCAAGUCCUUCAGCGUCCAUAAGGUGGUGAUGGCUUCAAGCAGCGACUACUUUCACAACAUCUUAAAGAAAGAUCCCUCCACUCAACGGGUAGACCUCAACGACAUAUCCCCAUUGGGUCUGGCUACCGUUAUCACCUAUGCUUACACUGGAAAACUUACUCUCUCGCUUUAUACAAUAGGUAGUAUUAUUUCCACAGCAAUUUAUCUGCAGAUUCACACCCUCGUAAAGAUGUGCUGUGAUUUUCUAAUCCAAGAAAUCAACGUUGAGAAUUGUAUGUACGUUGCCAAUAUUGCAGAAACGUAUGGACUGAAAACAACCAAGGAAGCAGCGCACAAAUUUAUUAGAGACAACUUCAUUGAAUUUUCAGAAACGGAUCAGUUCUUAAAACUCACUUUUGAUCAGAUUAAUGAACUCCUUGCAGAUGACGACUUGCAGUUGCCUUCUGAAAUUGUUGCAUUCCAGAUUGCAAUAAAAUGGCUGGAAUUUGACCAAAAAAGAGUAAAGUUUGCUGCCGAUCUCUUAGGUAACAUCCGUUUUGGUACCAUCUCAGCCCAAGACCUUGUCAAUUAUGUUCAAACCGUGCCGAGAAUGAUGCAAGAUGCUGACUGCCAUAAGCUCCUAGUGGAUGCCAUGAACUAUCAUUUGCUUCCCUACCACCAGAAUACACUGCAGUCCAGAAGAACGAGGAUCCGUGGAGGUUUCAGAGUCUUAGUUACUGUAGGGGGACGCCCUGCGCUAACAGAAAAGUCUCUUAGCAGAGACAUCUUGUACCGAGAUCCUGAAAAUGGAUGGAAGAAGCUGAGUGAAAUGCCUGCUAAAAGUUUUAAUCAGUGUGUGACGGUGAUGGAUGGAUUUCUCUAUGUGGCUGGUGGGGAAGACCAGAACGAUGCAAGGAACCAAGCCAAGCAUGCAGUCAGCAAUUUCUGCAGAUACGAUCCUCGUUUCAACACCUGGAUCCACCUGGCCAGCAUGAAUCAGCGGCGCACCCACUUCAGCCUCAACGUCUUCAACGGCCUCCUUUUCGCCGUGGGCGGCCGCAACUCCGAGGGGUGCCUCUCCUCGGUGGAGUGCUACGUGCCCGCCACUAACCAGUGGCAGAUGAAGGCCCCCCUGGAGGUGCCCAGGUGCUGCCACGCCAGCGCGGUGGUGGACGGUCGCAUCCUGGUGACGGGGGGUUACAUCAAUAACGCUUACUCCCGCUCGGUGUGCAUGUACGACCCCAGCAAGGAUAGCUGGCAGGAUAAGGCCAGCCUCAGCACCCCGAGGGGGUGGCACUGCGCCGUCUCCCUGCUGGAGAGGGUCUACGUCAUGGGGGGGUCCCAGCUUGGGGGGCGAGCCGAAAGGGUGGACGUUCUCCCCGUGGAGUGUUACAGCCCUUACACGGGGCAGUGGAGUUACGCGGCGCCUCUUCAAACCGGAGUUAGCACGGCUGGCGCCUCCACCCUGAACGGCAAGAUAUACCUGGUGGGUGGCUGGAAUGAAAUAGAGAAAAAAUACAAGAAGUGCAUUCAGUGCUAUAACCCCGAUCUCAACGAAUGGACAGAAGAAGACGAGCUGCCCGAGGCCACGGUGGGCGUCUCCUGUUGCACCAUAUCCAUGCCCAACACCAAGACGAGGGAGUCCAGGGCCAGCUCAGUCUCUUCUGUCCCAGUCAGUAUUUAAAUACGGGUCUAACCAGCAAUAAGGAAAAAUGUUUACCAGCACAGCAGUAUAAUUAACCCUUUAAGUAGUAUUUUUUGUGCUAAUAAGGAAAAAACCACUCAUUGGCUUUGCAACAAUUUUAACGGUGUAAAUUGGACAGUUUUCAUUAUCUUUAAUACAGGUGGCAUGAAACAGCAUAUUAGGGAUACGAUUAAUUUUCUUGGCAGGAAGAAAGAGUCAACCCAUAACUGCAGAAUUUCUUUCUUUUCCUGACUUUGCCACUGAGUUAUUGUACUAUCUGUGGCAAAUCAUUUAAUUUCUUUGUGCCUUGGUUUCCUUACCUGUAAAAUAGAGAUAAACUUGCUUCAGAAGGUUGUUGUGAGGCUUUUUUAAUACUGAGUUUUAAAUGCUUUCAGAACCCCAAUUGAAAGUCAAAUAUUGCUAGUAAUAAACCUCAGCAUACACCAGAAAUGUGCCAUGUCAUCAUAAAGUUGCUCAGUUUUGUCCUUCUCUAAGAUUUUCCUAUUUUGACAAACAGAAGAAAAAAAAAACCAAAAACCCCAAAAAUGAGCAUGUAGCACAUGCAUACUUUCCUUUUGGGGCAGUGAUAUUUGCAGAAGAUUUCUCAAAACAUUUUCUACUUCAGAAGUUAGAAAGAGACUCCCAUCUUCUGCCAUGAAACCCUUUAAUCUCCUAUCUGAUGUUGUGAUGUAGCUUCCAAGACCUGAGCCCACAAAGCAUCUCAGCUCCUGUAAGCAUUGUGGGCCAGCCCCAAGGGCUGCCUCAGGUGCCAGAUUGCUCUCCUACCUUCAUGCGUACCCCAAGGAGCAGACCACUGCCCCAUCCUCCUCCUCAUGGCAGGGAGAGUCUUCUGUCACUCCAGGUGGAAGGCACCAAGGCCAGUCAGUGCGUCUCCUCCUCUUCCUACACUUCCCAUCUGUGUAGGAACGUACCUCCAGGUUAUCUUCUCACACAAGGAGGUCCUCACCAAUGCAAAGAUCCAAAAGUUGGCGCAGCAGGGCUAAAACCUGGAAAGAGUUCAUGCCAGGAGACACCAAGGGCUAAGGGUGCCUAAGAGUAGAGAAGAUACACAGAGCGUCCCUCCUACUCAGUAGUAUUCUGACAAAUUCCCAGUGGAGAGAGGAACAAAGAUGGAACAAAGACUGCAGGAUCUGCCUUUAAGAGUAGGGUAUAUGUGUGGAAAACGGUGAAUAAUGGGAAAACUGGAUGAAAUCAAAGAGACUUUCCUUAAUAGUAACAAAGAGAUAUCUUUCUUACCAGGUGUAGGGACAGCAUCACCCAAACUAACCUUUUCCCAGGCAUACCACUAUGUGACUCCUUUUGAAGACUUUGUAACUGCCCUAUUGAUUUUUUGAGGAGCUUUUAUUCAUGUUUUUUCCAAAGGGUAGACUAAUGCUGGGCCUCUUGGAGUCUGUGAAGUUUUCCCAGGGCAUAGAGUGAAGUGUUCCCUCAACUCAGACAACCUCCCAAGAACUUUUCGUCCAGCUUUCAGCGUGCAGUGGGGGAAUUAAGCAUGAAACCAGAUCCUAUUUCCUUAGCCAAAGGGAUGCACAGCCUGUGAUGCCCCCUGAGAAUUUGAUACCAAAGGCCUGCUGUCAGCAGAAAACGUCUAGAACCUUCUGCUGGGGAAGGAAAGAAGCAAUACAAGGAACUAAAUUAUUUAAUAUAAGCAAAAGGGUAGACGUUCACUCGCCUUAACCAAUUCAUAGAGGCUUCACGUGCAGUUUCCUCCGAUAAUCAUUGACACCUCCAGGCCCUGGUGCUGGUGAGAAGGCACGCUCUUAGCAAUGGUGACAAGGCAGCCAGAUUUUACCCCAUUUCCAAAAAGGGGAACGCUAUAAAAUUGUCUCUAAGUGCAGAUAAUCUCUGCAGCUUUGUUGCAGCUCCAUGUUGAGCGUCAGCACGAGCGUGACACGGCGUUAGCCAUGAAGGCACUCACUCCAUCCCUUGGGGUUAAACUCUUGUGGUCCUUGGUUCCUCUUUUCCAGUUCUAACGUCAGAGUUCACGUCUGCAUCCCCACUGCACAAUUGCAAACCCCAGAUUCUGUGUGUUAUCAGAAUAUACUGUGUUGCAGUGGCUUUUGGUCAGAGUAGCACUGUUGUAUAGUUUUAAUUCAUUUGAUUUGCGUACAGUUAGUUAUUCUUUAUCCCAUUUAAUCUCAUCAAUGAUAAUUCAAGCCCACAGUCACAGAACAAAACAUGGAAUUGUGUAACAGAGUAAAAUUGAUUUGUUUUAAAGACGAAAAUGCUGUUCUUGCCCAUUCCAGUCACCAAAAGCUUUUUGUGGAUGAGAACACAAUUUCUCCUUUCCCAAAGUCGUGACCAUGUGUUCCAUAUAGAAGUGUUUAGGAAGCUCUUUGAAAAAAAUCCAUCUGCUCCAAUACAUUCUUGUAAAAUUUUAAUAUUAUUAGAUGACGUUGCUUAUCCAUCCAGUCCAGUGAAGACACACAGAUACAUACCCAGUUAUAACAAUCCACAGACUCCAGUUACUUAGUGUUUCUAAGUUGCCCAUUUAGAUGGUAUUUAGGAAUUGAAGAAAUAAUCAUUUUGGCCUCAGGUAGACAUUGGAUGAAAUUGUCAUGUGCAAGUGUCUCUUUUCCCUUUAGGAAUUCAGUUCCAAAAUGCUAUGAGUAGUCAGAUGUUGCUGCACACUUUCCACUUCGUGAGCCAACACUUCCCAAAUGUCAACAACCAUCUUCUUUUUUGGAGUAGAAAGUUCUUUGUGAAUGAUGGGCUAAGUGCAAUGAAACUACUCGCUUACUACUUAAAGGGUUAAAAACUUUUGGGGGCCAAAUCCUUUUCAUCUUACUCACAAAAAAAGUUCCAUUUGACCUCAGAGGGACUACUGAAUAAGAUGUACAGGAUUUUGAACUCUUGGCCAAAUUCUGGCAGCACAGGAGACACAGAUGCCUGCCAAAACUGUCCUGCCCAGAAGGAACACUGCUCCUCAGCCUCCUCUGCCCCGGGCCACGACAAACCCAGAAACAUGUGUCCUAGGACAGGAGCCAAGGACCAUGUGGUCCUUCCGUAGCACAAAUUAGAUACCUAUUUCAGGCCAAGAAUCUUAGGUAGAUGAACAGAUGGUAUUGUUAUCACUCCAGCACGUCAGUGCAGCUUUAUAUUAUUUUCUCUAAACAUCUGUUUAGGCUUCAACUGCGCAUUGAGCCAGGAUUUGGCCCUUAAUAUGUGACAAUAUCAGCUGGACUUAAUAUUAUUCUGAUCAUACCAAUGUACUGAGCUAUUUGUGACAUUUUUAUGUACAACCUCGUCUUGUUAGAACUGUGAAAAAAAUGGUUUGUAUGUUGUGUUUUAUGGGAUGGUGUUUUUAUUCAUCGUCCAGUACGGUAUUUUCAGUCUCCGGGUGUUUAAUAACAACAUCUCAGUUGAACUUGAAAUAUUGUAUAUCCCAAAAAGAAAUUUUAAAAUGCAGUUUAGGAAGCACUGUAUAGGGUAAUAUUAAGUAGAGCAGAGGGUUUUCGGAUGUAUGAGAUGCAGAAUGUUAAAACACUACAGGGAUCUUCUUUAAUGCUAUACUAAGAGUUACAAAAAAAGAAAAAAAAAUUUAAAAAAAUGCUGUUAUCUUCAAAAUUCCUUACGCCCAUGCGUUUUAUAGUUGACAACAUCUGUACUUCCAAGGAAUUCAAAUCUGAAAAUAAGCUUUCUUCAGUCUGUGCGUGAAACAGUUUGAAAAUGUUUUGUUUUCUUGUUUAUUCAUGCUUGGGUGGGUGCAUGGGAGAGGGUGUUACAAGGUUGUGAGGGAGGAACUUACUGUCAGAAAGUUAUGCUGAGAGGAAGAUUCUGUGCUUAGUUGUUAAUCAAGAUGAGAUCAUGAUCAUUUAAUCUCUUCCUGAAGUUAACUUGCAAGGUCAUCUGUGGAUUGGUCAAGAGUCCACUGAGCUUAAAUGCCAACUUGUAGCUGGUCAAAGACGGAAGGCGGCAAAAUUAGCGUCAACCUAAGCUGUGAGAUGCUGAAAAGCGUUUGGUGUUGAGAUUUUAAAAUGACAAUUCUUGCAGAAAAAAGUACACGAUGAAUGAAAUGACUGAAUAAGUCCAUGCUUUAUAAUACCCUGAAACCUAGAUUAGUUGAUCCUCCGGUUUUAACUCUUUCCAAACCCACACUGGGUUUAGGGGGAGUUUUUCACUGGUAACAGCUGGGUUUAGUAGUUCUAGUUGCAAACCCAACAGUCAAGCAGAGCUGUAUGAGCGUGUGUACCUUCUUGAAUUCAGUGGGACUUCUGUAUACAGUUAUUCUCAUGUGUUUAUGUUUGGAAAAUUAAAAUAUGAGUUAAAUCCGUGGGUAGACAAGUAUCAAUGUUCAGUGAAAGCCAACAUAGAGAUAUUAGGCUGCUCUUCAGUGCCACCAUUGAGCUACCCACUUACCAUGCAGGCACAUGAAAUUUUUUAGAGACUAGUUUUCCCUGAAAGGAUUAUUUCCUUGGGGGAGGCUGCUGAAUGAAACCCUGCGUAUGCUCCAAGGUUGUUGGUUUUUCUUUUGUGCAGCACACAAGAUGGAAGUUGCAAGAGGCUCCAGACAGUGGAAAGAGGAAGAUGGAGCCCCUUAGCACUUAGCACAGUCAGUAGACUAAAGAUUUUGUUCCCAUUUCUCAAUGAUGUUUAAAAAUUAUGUCCUGGAAAGAAGCACCUACUUCAACAUGCAUCUUUCCAUAAGCAGUCUUUCUUGAUGUUACCUAACUGAGUUGGCCCAAGCCUUUCUUAUGAAAAGCAAGACUCAGUUUUCAAUUGCCUGUAACUUGAAUUCUCAGCUGAAUUGAAUAUUCAGUCUUUUUUAAUGCAGUUUACCCAAGCUGGGAGACCUUCUCCAGCUUCCAAAUCUACAUGCUUGGAGAAGGCAGUCGAAAGCCAAUGGUCCUACUAUAGUCUCCUUAUCUUUUUGCAUUGAAUCUUAUAACCCUUUUGUUAAAGACCUGCUUUGUAUAAGUAAUCAAAAACCAUUGCAACGCACAGACUCCUGCUUUGACUCCUCCAUGCAAGAGGAAGAUCUCAUAUCCCUUUUAUUUUCUCUUUUCUUGUCCAUAACUGAAUGACUUGCAGGGCACCAAAGAAGAUGCACAGAUGCAAACCGUACCUAAAAGCUCAUCUGUGAAGCUAAUUUAAAAAAACUCAUAAUCUCAUCACUGGUGGCCACAAUAAAGGAAAGGACACAUUCUGCAACGCCUGUUGGGAAAAAGAAAAAGAAAAAAAAAAAAGGGUGAAAAAUGAGUCAUUGCUGCUCAUUUGCAAGAGUGGUGCUGCUCAGAGCUCAGUUCCCAGAAGUUCCCUAAAGAGUAAAGGAAAAUAUAGGCGAUUCUAUAUAGCUUGUGUGAUUCAGUUAAUAGCAGACGAGCUUUGCCAUGCAAAAGGCUUGUAUGAGUUCAUUGUUAUCUCAAUGAAAAUUAAAUUUUCCAUAAAAAUAUAGGCAAUUAGUAAGCUUAUGAGGAAUACCUAGCUGGUUUCUGUUGGUAAGAAUGGGAACACACACAUUUAGGAUGCACUGGAUGUUACACUAGUUGCUGCCUUGGCAGUUUGUUUUUUUUUUGUCAACAUGCAAAGUUACAAAUAUAACUUAUUUGUGUAAAGCAUUUCUCUGGCUUAUAAGCGUUAGACAUAUUGCUUAUACAAAUAGGUUUUCUAAUUAUACACUUUAAGGAUGGACUGUGAUAACACAAGGGAACAUAUUUCAGCAGAAAAAAGAAAUCUGUAAGCGUAAUGUGAGAAUGUGACUACUUAAAAAUUGAAAUCUGUGGUGCAGCAGUUGUGGUUAAGAGGGGUAACAGCGUGUUGGUGUUGUUCAUUGUGUGCUUUAAAUAAAUCUGUCGACGCACGGCGCCAACAAAUGAUCCUUCCUGUAGGAUGGGUUGGAAAGCGCGAGACUCUCUUUCUGACGAGCGCCUGGUCGCGGUUGAAAUCCUCUUUGUUUGCUGAGCCCCGUGCUGAGCCCGGCUUUCAUAUCAGCCCACAGGAAUAUUUGUGACCCCCGGGCUGUGGAACCACCUCCACAACGUGCUGCACAGCGCGACGCCGGAGCCACUUCUAUAUCUUUCAUUUUAGUACAAAGGACAACAACUUGCUUUUUUGACAAUGAAUGUCGCAAUCGUUUGUUGUGAUGGAAAUGCCUAACAAGGAAUGACGAUCAAUCGGAUGCCUGAUUAGCAAUUGAACGUGUUUUCAUUUGGAUUGUAUGAGCAACAAUAUCGGAAAUAAAAACAUCUAAAUUUCAAGGAAAAA
Calidris pugnax (ruff) is the source of this 8369-nucleotide messenger RNA. RefSeq names its product kelch like family member 31 (gene KLHL31). Bases 240 to 2144 code for a protein of 634 amino acids. Gene Ontology annotation, molecular function: protein binding. Gene Ontology annotation, biological process: negative regulation of protein phosphorylation. The transcript is spliced from 3 exons. Gene Ontology annotation, cellular component: cytoplasm; nucleus. The record is from RefSeq and is a predicted model, not a curated record. Lineage: Eukaryota; Metazoa; Chordata; Aves; Charadriiformes; Scolopacidae.